UCGCACCGGUAAUGAACUAAUAACAUUCCUAAAAAAAUUGAUUUUCGGCAUGACCGCUCUAUGCAGUUUGGCAUAAUUUUUGUGCCGUUGCAUUUGCCCUUUACACAACACACCUCUCGAAAACCCUCAUAAUUUAAUUUAAUGAGCGCAAUGGUAAAAAUGUCCGGCAGCUCGGACUCGAAGAGCUCAUGGCAGAACGUGACCCUGAGAGUGAUCGCCAGCACGGCCACUCACCCUCUAGAGCUGGCCAAAUUCCUGAUCCAAAUCGGACACGAACCGAUCGUUCCGUACCACACGAAGACUCUCUUCGGCCGACCGACCCUGGCCUUGCCUAAUGUUUUCCAAUACCUUCGACACAUCAAGCAGAUUGACGGCCUGGCUGGCUGCUAUCGAGGCCUCGCCCUCAAACUCACCUCACAGACAGUCUUCUACUAUGCACAGCACUGCACGUCGGAGGUGCUGAAAGCCCAUGAAAUUUUCACCAACGAGCCCAUUCAGAAUAACAAGAAAGACAUCACGCAAAACGAGGAUAGCGUCGACGACAGUGAGGAGGAGGAAGACAACGAGGACGGAAUUUAUGACGAAGAGCUGCCCAUCGCUCAGAGAAGAAACAGGUUCCUGAAGCAGUUAGGCUUCAAGCUGAGCUGCAGAUCAGUUGCCAUCAUUGUCAGCCAACCAUUCCAGGUGGCUGCCUUCCGAGCAAUGGCCCAGUUCGUCGGACGGGAGACCAAGUACCAAGGCACAGUUGGCGCUGUUGUGAGCGUUUAUCGCGAAAGUGGCAUCUGCGGCUUCUGGUCCGGCCUGACUCCGAGACUAGUGGGCGAAAUUUCCGCCAUCACUGUGAGCUCGUCGCUAAUUUUCCUGGUGCGCUCGUACCUGUCGCAGGACAGGACGCUCAACAACCUAGUCUCGGCGGUCAUGGGCUUCCUGGCCUCGACGGUGACCUACCCCUUCCAUGUGGUGGCCAGCUGCAUGGCCAUCAAAGGGUCGUCGCUGCGGGCGGCCGAGCCUCCGCAGAUGCCAGCCACCUACACCAACUGGGUUGCGUGUCUGACGCACCUGAGGGCUGAGGGCCAGUGGAUGCGCGGCUCCUCCCUGCUCUGGCGCUACUAUACAGGACCCCAGGUCAUCAUAGGCAACAGGGCCAUUCCACUCGAGCCCUUCAAACCAGCCAAAUACUAAAUUUAUUCAAAAAAAACUUGUACUGUCUCGGGAAAAAAAACUUGAAGUUUAGAAUGUUUGUUUUGUGAGGAAUUGUUUUCAAAUUGAUUGUUUGAAACUAUUUUUCUCUAUGAAUUUGCAAAAAUAAUGUAUGUUUGUGUGUAUAAAGACGUUUCCCAUGUAUAGUUUUUUUUUAUGGAUCAGUAUGACCGAGACAGAAGUGAGUUAAACUUUUUAAAUAACAGUUAUCUUUGCUCCUGUUGACGUAGGUGCCACUGCAUUUUGUUGGAGAUGUUAUUUUUACCGAGAUUUUUGCACACUGCAAACAGCUUGAGUAAUGUUGCUAUUUUGUGGUCACACCGUUGGUAUUUGAAUGGAAUCAUGCAUCAAAGUGAUGCCUAUUAUAGUUCACUGUGUUGAUGCUCAGUUCAGGAAUCAAACUAGCAGAAUAUAUAAUGAAUUAAAGCCGCAAUAAAUUUCAGACUUACGAUCUACUGA
Neocloeon triangulifer is the source of this 1659-nucleotide messenger RNA. RefSeq names its product mitochondrial carrier homolog 2-like. The record is from RefSeq and is a predicted model, not a curated record. NCBI's taxonomy places the organism in Eukaryota, Metazoa, Arthropoda, Insecta, Ephemeroptera, Baetidae. The transcript has 3 exons. The coding region runs from base 142 to 1182 and encodes 346 amino acids.